CCGGGCGGCGGCGGCGGCGGCGCUGCCCCGAUGGCGGCGGCGGGGGCCGCGCUGCUCUCGCACUCGGCGUUCUGGGACCCCACGGUCAGCGGCGACUGGGACAGCGAGCGGCCCAGCGCGGCCUGCCUGCUGAGGAUCAAGCGGGAUAUCAUGUCCAUUUACAAGGAGCCGCCGCCGGGAAUGUUCGUGGUGCCCGACCCCCAGGACAUGACCAAGAUCCACGCGCUGAUCACGGGCCCCUUCGACACCCCCUACGAGGGCGGCUUCUUCCUGUUCCUGUUCCGCUGCCCCCCGGACUACCCCAUCCACCCGCCCCGCGUCAAGCUGCUGACCACGGGCAACAACACCGUGCGCUUCAACCCCAACUUCUACCGCAACGGCAAGGUCUGCCUCAGCAUCCUGGGCACGUGGACGGGCCCGGCCUGGAGCCCGGCGCAGAGCAUCUCCUCGGUGCUGAUCUCCAUCCAGUCCCUGAUGACCGAGAACCCCUACCACAACGAGCCCGGCUUCGAGCAGGAGCGGCACCCCGGGGACAGCAAGAACUACAACGAGUGCAUCCGGCACGAGACCAUCCGCGUGGCCGUGUGCGACAUGCUGGAGGGAAAGGGUGUGAUGGAGAAAUCCUUCAUGGAGUACCUGGACUUCUACGAGGGCGUGUGCAAGGAGCGGCUGCACCUGCAGGGCCAGAGCAUGCAGGCAGACCAAAGAUAA
Lonchura striata (white-rumped munia) is the source of this 711-nucleotide messenger RNA. NCBI's taxonomy places the organism in Eukaryota, Metazoa, Chordata, Aves, Passeriformes, Estrildidae. The record is from RefSeq and is a predicted model, not a curated record.